Molecule: messenger RNA, 696 nt
Organism: Penicillium macrosclerotiorum
Lineage: Eukaryota; Fungi; Ascomycota; Eurotiomycetes; Eurotiales; Aspergillaceae
Exons: 3
Coding region: 1-696 (231 amino acids)
Biological process (GO): peroxisome fission
Cellular component (GO): peroxisomal membrane
Source: RefSeq, a predicted model, not a curated record
AUGGCUCAAUCCUCUUUACCCCCUCUAAAGGUCCCUCUGAGCAAACAAUUCGCCAAGUUCACUAAUUCCACCGCGGGCCUCGACUUGACACUACGCUUAAUCCAUGCGCUUGUUCUCAUUGGAUCGGAUGCUUACUUUCAUCAUGGUAUCGCCAUGAGAUGCUCAGUUGCAGCGUCCCAGAUAGGAUUAGACUGCUUUCAAAAUGUUCACGACUUUCUUGUUGCUAGUCCUGUCGUGAAGACCAAGACAGCAAUGAUGGAAAUGGCCGAAUCGAGCUGUUUCGGAAUGUAUCUGGCUCUAGAGGCCACAACCAUGUUGCAUGACAUGAAUGUUGUCUUAGUGUCAUGGUACUCGCCCAUCCUGGUCGAAGCCUACAAGUUCUGGUUCUAUGGCAUUUGUAUAGGAAUUUUGAGAACUGCCGCGACCAUUCUCUUUAAUCUGACAUCCUCGAAAACAGACGACUCCUCUGUGGGUUCAGAAAAGAAAAAUAGAGAGGAAGACAAUAACUCAAAUUCUUCGAAGCCAGUGUUGUCCGCAUUCAAUGUCUUCAAUCAACUUAGCAUUAACACUCUGGACUUGCUCAUUCCUGGGUCAUUACUGGGAUGGAUCCCUGUCAGCGACUUGGGGGUUGCAAUUGCCAUGUUGUUGAGCACAAUUCUUGUCUGGCCAAGCGCUUGGGCAAAGGCGCAGAAUUAG